AUGGCGAGCUUGAUCGUCUUUGCCGCAGCUGCGGCGGCGGCGGCCGUCCUUAGGCGGGACUAUCCGAGCGACACGACGCUGACAGCUUGUCCGGGAUACAAGGCUUCAAACGUGCAGACGACUGCAUCUAGUUUGACUGCAGACCUUACCUUGGCUGGCGAGGCAUGCAAUGUCUAUGGUGCCGACUUGACCGACUUGAUUCUCGAGGUUUCUUACGAUACAGAGACCCGGUUGCAUGUCAAGAUUCAAGAUGCCGCCAAUGACGUAUACCAGGUCCCCGAGUCCGUCUUUCCCCGGCCAGAGGUUGACGGAGGCUACCCAACAGCACAGUCUGCUCUCACCUUCAACUACACUGAAGAGCCAUUCUCCUUUACCGUCUCCAGGACAGCGACCGGCGAGAUCCUUUUUGACACUUCUGCCGCCAGCUUGGUUUUCGAGUCUCAAUAUCUCCGGCUGCGAACCAAGCUCCCCGAGGAUCCUUACUUGUACGGCCUGGGCGAGCACUCUGAUCCUUUCAGGCUAAACACUACAGACUACAUUCGCACGAUUUGGUCGCAGGAUUCCUACUCUGUCCCCGAGGGUUCAAACCUCUACGGUAACCACCCAGUCUACUUUGAACACCGUGAAGGCGGCACUCAUGGUGUCCUCUUCCUAAAUUCGAAUGGACUCGAUGUCUUUGUCAACAAUACGGAAGAGUCUGGCCAGUACCUCGAGUACAAUUCCCUCGGAGGUGUUCUCGACUUUUACUUCAUCGCCGGUCCUUCUCCGGUCGAGGUCGCCCAGCAAUAUGCCGGUGUCGUAGGUCUGCCAGCGAUGCAGCCGUACUGGUCGCUUGGCUUCCACCAGUGCCGUUAUGGAUACCAGGACGCCUUUGACGUUGCCGAGGUCGUCUACAACUACAGCCAAGCAGAGAUUCCGCUGGAGACCAUGUGGACGGAUAUUGACUACAUGUACCGCCGCAGAGUCUUCUCGUUGGAUCCUGACAGGUUCCCCCUCUCCAAGAUGAGGGAGCUGGUCGACCACCUCCAUGCCAAUAACCAACACUACAUUGUCAUGGUGGAUCCAGCAGUGGCCUACCAAGACUUCCCGGGUACCCUCCAGCGCGGUAUCGACGACAAUGUCUUCAUGCUCCGCUCCAACGGUUCGGUAUGGAAAGGUGUCGUCUGGCCAGGUGUGACAGCUUUCCCUGAUUGGUUUUCGGCGAAUAUCACGACAUUCUGGAACAACGAAUUUGCCGAGUUCUUUUCACCCGAGACUGGUGUAGAUAUCUCAGGUCUUUGGAUCGACAUGAACGAACCAUCCAACUUCCCAUGCUACUUUCCGUGUGACAAUCCGGACUACUAUGCCAUUGGUUACCCUCCGGAGCCUCCGGCCGUGCGAUCGCCACCAAGAGAGCUGCCUGGUUGGUCUUGCGAUUUCCAGCCCGAGGGCACAGAUUGCGAGCAGUCUGAAGUGGCAACUCGGGAUAUUGAAGUUGUUGAGCCCCGAGACGGCUUUACUGGCUCAGAGGAUCAUGUUUGGUUUUCCAAGCGUCAAGAAGGCCAACAACUAGGUCUUCCUGACAGAGAUUUGCUAUAUCCCAAAUACCCCAUCCACAAUAAGGCAGCUUACCAAGAUGAUUGGAACGCCGACAAGGGUGGUAUUUCAAACAAGACUGUCAACACUGACCUGAUUCACCAGAAUGGGCUCACCAUGUACGAUACCCAUAAUAUCUACGGAUCAAUGAUGAGUGUUGCAUCCCGUGAAGCCAUGCUGGCACGCAAACCUACCCUCCGGCCUCUUAUCAUUACCCGGUCAACAUUCGUAGGUGCUGGUGCCAAGGUCGGUCAUUGGCUGGGCGACAACCUGUCGACAUGGUGGCACUACCGUCUAGUGAUUCGCUCAAUGUUUUCUUUCACGGCCAUUUAUCAAAUUCCAAUGGUUGGCGCUGAUACCUGCGGUUUUGGCUCAAACACGACCGAGCAGCUCUGUGCCAGAUGGGCAGCACUAGGUGCCCUUACUCCAUUUUACCGCAACCACAACGACAUUGCCGCUAUUUCUCAAGAGUUCUAUCGCUGGGAUUCGGUCGCGGACGUGGCCAGAAAAUUUAUCAACAUCCGAUACCAACUUCUCGAUUACCUGUACACGGCCCUCUACCAUCAAACGACUGACGGUACCCCAAAUGUUCUGCCCCUUUUCUAUGUCUAUCCCGAGGACAAGACGACCUGGGAUCUGGAAUUACAGUACUUCCUCGGACCCGGCCUCUUGGUUGCCCCCGUGACCGAGGAGAACGCGACGAGCGUCGACAUUUAUCUGCCCAAUGACAUCUUCUACGACUUUUACACGCACGAAAAGGUCGAGGGCCAAGGUGCAUACAUUACGCGCGAGGACCAGAGCAUAUCGGAUCUCCCCUUGUAUUACCGAGGCGGUGUCAUCGUCCCGCUCCGCGCCAACUCGUCCAUGACGACAACAGACCUGCGCAAGCAAGACUUUGAAAUCGUCAUUCCUGUCAAUGCCAAUGGUACCGCCCAGGGCGAGCUUUAUCUCGAUGAUGGCGUGAGCCUUGAGCAGACCGGUGUCACGGCCAUCACAUUUGCUUUUGAUGGCACAUACCUGACGGCCGAGGGUACCUUUAACUAUGAGACUGAGCUCAAGAUCUCCAAGGUUACGGUUUUGGGCUCGCCGUCAUCCAAGAAGUGCCGACGCAGUGUUAGCGUUGAUGUGAACCAACCCCUUACUGAGGGUUUCAAGAUCCAGGUUGUCUAG
Molecule: messenger RNA, 2745 nt
Organism: Pestalotiopsis fici W106-1
Lineage: Eukaryota; Fungi; Ascomycota; Sordariomycetes; Amphisphaeriales; Sporocadaceae
Product: alpha/beta-glucosidase agdC
Exons: 4
Coding region: 1-2745 (914 amino acids)
Biological process (GO): carbohydrate metabolic process
Molecular function (GO): carbohydrate binding; hydrolase activity, hydrolyzing O-glycosyl compounds
Source: RefSeq, a predicted model, not a curated record